AUGUCUGCAGGUUACAAAUGUCCCUACGACAACUUGCUAAUUUUGAAUUUUGCCACGACUCGCGAUGAGAACAAUUACGACUACGCUUCAGAGAUUAUUCAGUUCAGCGUUAUUGUUCUCAAUACAAAAGAGAAAAAGAUCAGAGAGGAUGUGAAGUUUGAUAAGUUUGUGCGACCGAUCAUCAAUCCCACGCUCAGUGAUUACUGUACAAAUCACACAGGUAUUUCUCAGAACACGGUUGAUUCCGCGGAGCCCUUCCCAGUGGUCUUUGAAGAAUUCAGCGCAUGGCUCCAAGAGAAUGAUUUCCAAGAGACUCGCUACGCAUUCGUCGUGUUCAGUCGUCGAGACUUGUGGUUCAUCGCGCAGUAUCAAUUCCUGCUUGUCAAGCAGCCACUUCCUGCGAUGUUCAAACAGUGGGUAGACAUGAACGCAACUAUGAAGAAGGCGCAGCAGGGGCAAGAUUACCAUAGACCAGAAGAGGUUAGUCAAGUUCCAAAUCUUCAAAUGAGAUUUAAAAAAUUAGGAAAAAAUCAAUAUUUUCAGAACAUCAUCCAGGACAUGUCCAACAUUUACAACAUACCGUACGAGGGAACCGCUCACAACGCUAUGGACAAUUGUCAUUUUCUCGCAAAAAUUACAAAAAGGGUUCUCGACGAUGGAAAUUUGGUGGUUGUCAACGAAAGGCUUCAAUGCACAUUCGGCGUAAGUAUUUCUGGCGUGAUGUUCGCAGUCAUGACAAUCGACUUCUUUCAGUAUCGUGUAAUGCCAUUAACUGUUGAUCCACAGUGGAAAACCAUUUACCGUUCGGCGAUGGAAGUGUUGCAACGAAUUCUGCCAUUAGCUGCUUUGCAUAUCCGGUGGUUUUUACCCGAAGAUGAUUAUGGCGUGUGUCCCUAUUGCAAACAGCCAGCCGAUGUGUGCACCGGAAUGGAGCACAAGCAGUAUCCAACAAAUGUGUACGAGCAGCUCAGGGAGCCGAGUGUGUUCGCCGUCACGGCAGGACUCGUGAAAGAACCAGUCCAACAAUCGGGCCACUUCCAUCCAAAUAGGUACAAUGAAACGGGAGAAUUUAAAGCGGCUGGCGUUCACGGAAAAGCCGUUUCGGUCGUCGACACAUUUCACAACAGAGAGGGUCUCAUCAUGAAGAGUACUUCGCGUCCCGAAGACUACCGUCGAGAAUUGACAGUGUUGCAAGCCAUGAGACAGCGACCAGGCUUCCCAAAUCUCUACGACUUUUUCACCGCUCCUGCACAACAUGACGCUGUACAAUAUUGCUUGAUCAUGGACUACGAAGGAGAUUGUCUCCAUACCGUUUCUAAGCGCACAGAAGGAGGGAUCUCCAACUUCAACCUGAUGAGAAUCGCCUUCAAACUGCUUUGGACAUUGGAAUCCCUUCACAUGCACGGUUUUUGCCACCGAGACAUGCACGCUGGCAAUGUACUUAUCCGACGCGAGUAUGAUGGGAUUGUUCGCAUCAAACUAAUCGACUUCGGCAUGUCUCUCCCGCUGAACCCACCACCAAUCCCAGAAACUAAUCUGACGUCGUGGCACGCUAGCUUACAAGUGUGUCGGCACGAAGCUUACACCAGAUUCGAUGAUUUAACUUCUGGUAUUUUUGUUGCGAUGUGGUCCAUUGGUCUCAACCCGUUCGGCGAUGAAAAGGAUCAGUAUCUCGCGAAAAAAGCUACCUUUGAUCAAGAUCCAUUCUUCCAUUUAAACAGUAAUCUGAAAUGGUUGGCUCAAUUGUAUUCUGAAGUUGAUUAUCAAAGAACCGCAGGCUACUCGCACCAUGAUCUGUUUGAGAUCUUCUACAGGUUCAACCCAGAUUUCGAGCCAACAAGCCCAAUCACUCACACCGUUACUGACAAUCAGCUCAUUAUCGAAUAG
This is a messenger RNA of Caenorhabditis briggsae, 1887 nucleotides long. Bases 1 to 1887 code for a protein of 628 amino acids. Gene Ontology annotation, molecular function: 3'-5'-RNA exonuclease activity; nucleic acid binding; ATP binding. Gene Ontology annotation, biological process: protein phosphorylation; exonucleolytic trimming to generate mature 3'-end of 5.8S rRNA from tricistronic rRNA transcript (SSU-rRNA, 5.8S rRNA, LSU-rRNA). Gene Ontology annotation, cellular component: cytoplasm. Lineage: Eukaryota; Metazoa; Nematoda; Chromadorea; Rhabditida; Rhabditidae. The record is from RefSeq and is a predicted model, not a curated record. The transcript has 7 exons.